GAGGCGGCGGCGGCGCCAUCUUGAGUGAGGGCAGCGCCUGAGGGGGGGGGGGGGAACUUUGACCGCGCUGCCGCCGGCGGGGAAUGCUGAGGGUGGCCCCCCGGGCCCUGCUGUGCUGCCCCCCGAGACCCUCGAGAGCCCCCCAGAGCUCCAGCACCGCGGGCAGCCCCCCGGCCAUGGCAGCGCCCCCAGCCCCGGCGGUGUCCCCGGAGCCCCCGGGGGGGCUGGUGGCGGUGGCACAGGUGACAUCCACGGCGGACAAGGAGCACAACUGGCGGCAGUGCUCGGCGCUGGUGCGGCGCGCGGCGGCCGCGGGGGCCCGCGCCGUGUUCCUGCCCGAGGGCUUCGACUUCAUCGGGGACGGUCCCCAGCACAGCCUGGCGCUGGCAGAGCCACUGCACGGGGACAUCGUGGGGCGCUACCGCCAGCUGGCCAGGGAAUGUGACGUGUGGCUCUCCCUCGGGGGCUUCCACGAGCGUGGCCAGGACUGGGACAGCACCGGCCGGAUCUACAACUGUCACCUGCUGCUGGACAACUCGGGCGCGCUGGUGGCCGCGUACCGCAAGCUGCACCUGUUUGACGCGGCGCUGCCGGGGGCGCCGGCGCUGUGCGAGAGCUCCUUCACCAACCCCGGCCGGGAGCUGCUGCCCCCCAUCGACACCCCCGUGGGCAAGCUGGGGCUGGCCGUGUGCUAUGACCUGCGUUUCCCAGAGCUGGCCCAGGCCCUGCGCGGGGCCGGUGCCCAAAUCCUGACCUUCCCCUCGGCCUUCACCGUCCCCACCGGAGCCGCGCACUGGGAGGUGCUGCUGCGUGCCCGUGCCAUCGAGUGCCAGUGCUACGUGGUGGCCGCGGCUCAGACCGGCCGGCACAACGCCAGCCGGGCGUCCUUCGGCCACUCGCUGGUGGCCGAUCCCUGGGGCACCGUGGUGGCCCAGUGCCACGAGGGGCCGGGGCUGUGCCUGGCCCAGAUCGACCUGGGCUACCUGGAGCAGGUGCGCAGGGACCUGCCCGUGCACGGCCACCGCCGCGGGGACAUCUACGGGGCCCUGCCGGGGACACCGGGGACACCGGGGACGUGACGGCGCCGGGCUGGGGCCAAAUCAGCUCGGCUUGCACCAGAAUGGAAUGGCACAACGUGUCCCCCUUUCUCUUUUUGGGAGCCCCAAAUCUGCCCUUUUUGUCCCCAAAAUGGAAUGGCACAACGUGUCCCCCUUUCUCUUCUUGGGAGCCCCAAAUCUGCCCUUUUGUCCUCAAAAUGGAAUGGCACAACGUGUCCCCCCUUUCUCUUUUUGGGAGUCCCAAAUCUGCAUCAAUUCAGCCCUAAUUCAGCCCCAAAUCUGCCCCUUUUGUCCCCAAAAUGAAAUGGCACCACGUGUCCUCCUUUUCUCUUUUUAGAGGUCCCAAAUGUGCUUGAAUUGAGCCCUAAAUCAGCCCCAAAUCUGCCCUUUUGUCCCCAAAAUGAAAUCUCACAAUGUGUCCUGCCUGCUCUCCUUUUGGGGUCCCCACUCUUUUUUGGGGUCCCGAUUCAGCCCCAAAUUUGCUCCAAAUCUGCAUCAAUUUAGCCCAAAAUUGACCCUGAAUCUGCCCCAGAUCUGCUCUAAUUUACACCAAAUGUGCUCCAAAUCGACCUUUUUGUCCCCAGUGUGAAACAGCACGACGUGUCCCCCUUCUUUUUUGGGGAGUCCCAAAUCUGCUCUGAAACUGCCCCAAAUCAACCCCAAAUGUGCUUUGAAUCAGCUCAGAAUGUGCCCCAAAAUCUGCCUCAAUUCAUUCCAAAAUCUGCCUCAAUUCAACCCCAAAUCUGCCCCAAUUCACCCCAAAUUUGCACUGAAUCAGCACUUUUGUCCCCAAAAGGGAUUUCUGCUUUUUGGGGGGGGUUCCCCCUUUUUUGGGGGCUUCUUGGGGGGAGAGAUUUCCUUCUAUUGAAAUUUGAAAAAUAUAAAAAUCCCAGGAAAUGACCCCA
Molecule: messenger RNA, 1963 nt
Organism: Vidua macroura (Pin-tailed whydah)
Lineage: Eukaryota; Metazoa; Chordata; Aves; Passeriformes; Viduidae
Gene: NIT1
Product: nitrilase 1
Exons: 7
Coding region: 84-1079 (331 amino acids)
Molecular function (GO): hydrolase activity, acting on carbon-nitrogen (but not peptide) bonds, in linear amides
Source: RefSeq, a predicted model, not a curated record